UAUUUUAUUAUGUAAAAAUCUUUAUUACACCUCAAAUGACAAAUUUAUAUUAAUGUUAAUAUUAAUAAGUAAAUCCUCACACUCAUUCUCUGGAAUGGCUCGGGUAUGCCAUUCACAGGUUAUACGGACAACGCACCACUGAUUCAUACAAAUACAGUAAUGUAGCGUAUUUAGGGGUUUCAAUGAAAGUUCGCUAACUUGUUGAUUUAGUAGUGUUGUGUUAUGUUAUUAUCUUAGCUGUACUGCCUUUACAAUAUGGCGUCAGCAGGUUGCCCAUGCGUGGUAAAUUGCACCGGAAGGGUCUGUUUAGGACUUUGUAGCCAUAGCAACCAACACCAGUGAUUGGUGAUCUGGGUCAACACUAACAGUUUAAUCGAUGCCUAUGGACGUCAGCAUGUGUACAUUACCAUUAUUUGUAAGGGAAACAGCAUGUGUGAUUUCUACAUUACUAUGUAAGGAAAUUUAUAAUGGAAUCAGUCGCGCUUGACAACGGUUAUAAUUUAGAUAAAUGACAAAUAACUAGAUUAUUUGUCUGAAUAAAAUUCUACACCAUUAAAAUCAUAAUACAAAGUCUCGUUGUAUCAGAUCACAAUUUCUACAGUAGGGAAUUAGCUUUAAUAAGAGAAUUAUGAUUAUUUAUCUUAUUGGAGUAAUAUUAUUCUCAUGGCUUAUUGACAAUAAUAUUACACAUAUAGGUAUAGCUUUGAAGUGAAAUCUUUUAGAAACAUGGGUGAGAUUAUUUGUCAAAAUAUACCACGGUCAAAAUAUCUUUAAAAGGAAAACAUGAAUAAUUAAUCUUAACUCGUUAUAAUUCAUUAUGAACAUUUGGAUCGGUUAAUAGAAUUAACUUGAGGUAGCUGAAUUAACAUUACUAUCAAUUUAUCUGUUCGUCCAGCGAACACUCAGUAUUGAUCAUCUAUCAAUUCUCAGAAAGGAUAUUUUCCAUGACCACACAAAAAUAACUCUUCCUUAGCAUGAAGCUGAGCUCGAAUCGUUAAAUUUACAUUCAUUUACAAGCAGACCAGAAUCAACUCGCAAGAAUGUACACAAAAGAUUAUUUAACUAAAAUAAUUACACAUAACUAAUCUAAACAAAGACAUACACACAAAUCACUCAUACAUGGGAAAGGGAAAAAUUACAUUAAAUCGGAACAGACUAAGGGGAAUUAAGUUAUGAAAAGAGUCACUUAGCCAUCUGAGGGAACCAUCCAUUUCUUAAUUUAAAAGCACCUUUGUUACAAAGGGUGUUCGCUGUCCCGUUCCGUUCCCAUUCGGCCCGUUUCGCAGUUCUCCCGAUGGCCAGUCCAUCCCUGAUCGGCCCCAAAUUGCGUUGGCCCACUGGGAAAAUGCCCUGUAUGCCAGAUUACCAGUCCAGCCAUGGCUUGAUGGUUCAUUUGGUCGAUGGUGUUGUACAUGGCUUGAGGUGUUGAGGCCUGCCGGCCUCGGACCGGAUUGUCCCGGUCCCACACGAACAGCAGCAGAGAGUCAGGGGAAAGAGCCAAGGGAAAAGAGAGACAGUAAGAGGUGGGACAUGUCUUUUAACUUCUGCUGGAGGUCCCUCCUCUCGAGUCUGGCUUGACCAAUGAGAAAGGUGCAAUUUCCAAGCGGACAACAUUCCUUUGUUUGGAAGCUGACUCAUUUGUAUGAUUGGGGUUAGUUUAAGCCCCUUUAUGCUCUGAUUAAUAUAGCAAGCAUACAAUGCAUGCUGUCAAAAUUAUACAUAUAUACCAUUGUGCAGGAUGUCACACAAGGAUUAAUUUGGUAGGAACAUGAUACUAAAUAAUUUUACAUUAGCUGGUAGUCCUGUCAUAAGUCAUGCAUAAAACAUUAUACAGUACAAAACAAAAACACUUUAUAAGACAGUAAUGAUCCUAUACACAAUGUCCUGGGGAUACACAUGUGAAAUUAUAGACAGUUUGUCUAUAAUUUAAUGAAGAAAUGUCUGUCAUUCUGGGCUUUGAGUCCAUUUCUUAUGGGGGAAAGAUUGCUCUGGCAUGCAGCAGAUAACUUCCCUUGCUUGGAAUGUCACUGGGGGUCCACUCUUUGCUGGUCCAGUAGCAGCAAAGACAGUGUUAAGGCUUGAUAAUGAUCAGUGGGGAAGCAAACAUAACGGAGUCGGCUUGGGCCUAUUUGGACCUUUGCUUGUUACAGCCUUGAGAUAUCUGUUGGUUUAUUCAUUAAAUAAUGAAUAAUUGUUUGUCUGAUUGGUCCAGAUGCUACAGUAAAUACUAUAUUACGUUGAUUUUCUGAGCAACAAGUGAAUUAUCAUUAUUCCAUAUGCAUAUACAAAUCAUACAGUACAUAUUUUACAUGACAUUAUUUACAUUUAACAUUGCUAUUUGAAAAAAUAACAUGAAAGUAAACUAUAGCAAAUACAACACAUGAACAGAAUGAUAUGACUAUUGUCAUUUUGGUGUAGUUUUGAAAUUAUGUAAAUUGUGUUAUUAUUGUGUUAUUAAUUUAUAGUUUACUAAUUUUAAACCAUGACAUGCACUAUACAUAUGUAAUAUUGACAUUACAUUCAUGAUGUUAGCCAGAGAGGAACGGCCCCCACAGUGAGUCUGGUUUCUCCAAAGGUUAUUUUUCUCCCAUUAACCAACAUCUUAUGGAGUUUUGUGUUCCUUGCCACAGUCGCCUUCGGCUUGCUCAUUGAGGUUAUUAAUACAAUUAUUAUUUAAUUACUUAUUUUUAUACACGUAUAACAAUCAUAUUUUAACUAAUUACACAAUGUUGACUCAUCGACAUUGUAGACAUUACAGUUUUAUCGUCUGUUAAUGCCUGAUCUUCUGUAAAGCUGAUUUGAAAUGAUGUGUGUUGUGAAAGGCGCUAUACAAAUCAAAUUGACUUGACUUGUUAUUCAGUGCCUGAGAAAAUAUUGAAAUGUAUCUUAUGCGUAGAUUAUGUGUUGAGUGUGUCUCAAUUUGUGCUUGACAGCCAGUUGCAUCUCAUUAAAUUUUAGUGUGAAAUUAAGGAAUUCUGUUCUAGAUUUGUCCUGAUUUAUUGAUUUAUCUCUUUGAUAUAUGGAAAAUAAAACAUCAAAAUAUAUAUUAUUUUAUUAUUUUGUAUUGAAGAUAUUUUGAAAUUGUUAAACUAUCUGGGCAUUUUGUAGGUCCAGUUUUGAUAGAUACGUGACGGGUCUCUAAAGACCUGAAUAUGUAAGAUUUGUUUGGUAAAUUCCGUACAUUUAAGGGUUAAGUCGUUUAAAAUUCAGUAUUUAAUAUAGUUGUCAAAACAAUAUUUUUGUCCUGACUGACUGGAGUCUGUUCAAAUACUGUGCAAGGAUCAUGAACUGCCAAAGGAAGUACUGAUGCUGUAACCAUAAACUAGCAUUUAUUUUCAGUGAGGUACAUGUUGUUCAUUCUAAAAACUGACGUCAGGGAACAGAAAACAUUCCCUCCAGCAGAAGCAGCAGCAGUGCCCUCUUUAGGGCCAUGAUUGUAGAAGUUCCCUGGCCUGAGGUUUUAUGAGAUGAGGGAGUAAAAAAAAUAACAUGAAAUUUAAAUACAGCAAAACAAAUAACGAACAAAAUGAACAACUCAGCAUAAGGAUUAAAUUAAUCUACAUUCCCCACAGUGUUUCCAAUAUCAUGGUUUCAAACAAUGUUCUCUCAAACUGCAUAGGCCUACAGCAAAACCUGGACUAACAAUAAUGUAGAUUUAACUUUCAUCGUCAAUCAAAUGGAAUACUGAAAAAACAAACUGCCUCUCUCUCACACACACACAUGCACAUGCUGAGUUAAUCUAAAGCAUUGGCUACAAAUGAUCCACAAAUCCAAGAUAUAUAAUACUUAAAAUCAAGAGAAUGUAGCAUUUUCUUGUUUGAGAAGGCUCAAACAAUUCAAACUGUGAAAUUGUGCAAUGUAGCUAUAACUUGUUGAUGGUAAGAAUUUCCUAAUUUCUGUGACUGGAAACAGCAGUGGAAGGUUAUGUGGUCAUGUCUUGGUACGAUUGCGACGAUUUGUCACAUAGAAAAAGUGCUCAAACGAGCAAAAAAUAUUAUAAUGAUCGGAGCUAGAGGGAAUCAGCAUAAAUUAUGACAAAUGCAUAACGCAAUAAAGCGAACUAUGAAUUAGCCUUCUGAGAAAUUGGUGCAAUGCAACAUUCAUUGAAUGAUGAUGCGUCAGGGAAUGUCGAGAAGACGCAAGAGAGCAUCAUAGUCUGGUCCUCAGAGGGUUCAAAUUUCACUUUGAGGGGGAGUUACCGAAUCUGCAGUAACAUCAGAGCGCACUGCGCAGCAAAGCUGCCACCAUCCCGGGUAGAAGACCAUAUACAGUCAAGCUCUUUUACAUACAUCCAGGGAAUAACAGCCUUUAUUGCCAACACCUCAAACACACAUACCGGGAAUAAUACCGGUGACGCGUCGACUCUAUCUCGGCUUUUUUCUCUCUGCUCGUUCGGCAAAAGGCUCAGGAGUAGGCUAUGCACGGUCCAGGUUCCGCUACAUAUAUGCUAUCUGAAGUGUGGACAAUGCUGAGCGCAGCCCACUGCUGAAUCAAGCUGUGGUGCACAUUGCAGAGAGGAGCGCAUUACCUGAUCCUGUCUUCACCCCAGGUUUGCACAAGGCUGGCCUCCUAACAUGUCCACAGAAGUGGAAACCAGCACACCCCCAGUGGAGCAGGCACCUAUUAAAACACCCUCCAAAAAAGAAAAGAAAAAGGCUGCAGCAAGCCCAGAGAAAACUGAUGAGUUCCUAUUAGCCAGGUUCAAAGGGAAUGGAGUUCGCUACAAAGCCAAGUUGAUUGGUGUAGAUGAUGUCCCUGAAGCAAGAGGAGACACGAUGAGCCAAGACUCCAUGAUGAAACUGAAGGGCAAGGCAGCGGCUGCUCGCUCUCAGGGCAAACACAAGCAAAGAGUUUGGGUGAACAUCUCUCUCUCAGGAAUCACUGUUACAGAUGAGAAAACAGGGGCUACAAUACUGGAGCAUGCUGUGAAUAAGAUCUCCUUCAUUGCUCGAGAUGUUACUGACGGCAGAGCAUUUGGCUAUGUGUGUGGUGCGGAGGGCCAGCACCAGUUCUUCGCCAUUAAAACUGCACAGCAGGCGGAGCCUCUUGUUAUUGACCUGAAGGAUCUUUUUCAGUUAAUCUUCAAAAUGAAGAAAAAAGAAGUUAAAGGUUCCAAGAAGGAUGAAUUAAAUAAAGUGUUGGAGAAUGGCACUGAAGCCUUACACAAUGACAGAAAAGGUGUUGAACAGCUGGACUUGUUUGGAGACAUGUCGACCCCACCUGACUUAAACUCUCCCUCGGAGUCUGAGGACAUCCUCUUGAUGGAUCUGUCCACUGAGAUAGACAGCAAUCAAAAUUGUGUUAAAGGAAACCCCUUCACCUCAUCUUCUGUCCCCAGACCCCCACCCAGCCUCUCGCCUGAGAAUUCCUUCUCCUCUCAGCUCAAUUUCUUCCCCACCCCUAUCCAUGACCCGUUCAGUGAUGACCCAUUUUCCAAAAGGAACGACCAGCCAAUCAAGGAAGACCCUGCCACAGCCAACCACAGCCCUAAUAGUUAUUUCAAUGGUGGCCCUAAGAAUGGUGUCUCUGACUACUUGGGCCAGCAGUUUGACCAGAUCUCCAACAGGACAGUCAUCCAGGCCCUGAGUAAUGGCCAGUGGCCUUUAGAUGGUAGAGUUGUGGAAGCGACAGCCUGGACUCAGAAGACUGUGCCAGUUCGGGAGCAGAAUGGACAUGGGCAUGUGACACCUAAUCCACUUCUGGGAGGGUCUGAGAAGAUCCAGCCAGUGCAGAAUGGAGUAAUGCAUGAGAAUGGAAGCAUUGGUGACCUGCCUGUCAAUCAAGCCAUGGAUGCGGUCAUUAUAAGCCCUCCUCCACUCAAUACAAAAGCGGGGAGGAGGAGUGUAAAGUCUCCUUCAAAUGAAAAACCUGGGACAGAUCCAUUUGCUUUUCCUAACCAAUCCGAAUCACCAUCUCCUCAACAAGAGAAUGGCACUGUUAACUCUAUCAGUCUUUUCAGCAAGAGCCCCACCUCCACUGAAACACUCACAUCUCUUGUCUCCACUCCUGGGGCAGCUCCAUGGAAUCAGCCCCUCUCCUCCAUCUUUCCCAGCACCACCAGUGUCUCUCAGCCUUUCACCCAAGCACCUAUCUUCCCUAAUUCUCCUGUGCCUGCCUGGGGAACAACUCCGGGUGGUUUUGAAACCUCUCCCAUUAGCCAACUAAUUCCCUCAUGGAGUCCCACCCCAGUCUCCCGUGGAUCCAAUGCAUCCUGGACCCUGCAUACAACCCUGGGGAAUCCCUUCCAGACCAGUGUAUCUCCACCAACUGCAUGCCUUGGGCCUGAUGUACAGCUGAGCUCCAGUCCCCCUCCACAGGUUCCUCCUCGGGCUUUACCCACCAAAGAAGCUCCAAAGGUGGACAGUAAUGCUUUUGUUGACCUAGAUCCUCUAGGGGAAAAAGAGAAGAGAGAUAUCAAGGACAUGUUUAAGGAUUUCCAGAUGGCAAAGCCACCAAACGUGCCAGCAAGGAAAGAGACACCAAAUGUAGGAGGUCAGAACCCAUUCAACAACUCCUUUGGAAAAGAUCUGUUUGGCAAAUCUGUACCUGUCACUAUUUCUCCUCCCAUAAAGGCAGUUGGAUUAGACCCUUUCAGAGACCCAUUUGGAAAUCCAUUUGCAUGAAAGCCAGCCACCUUGAUGACUCCAAAGGGUCCAACUAAGGAUUGAAUAAAAGUCAUUGAAAUUAUGCAAAAACACUUCCUUCCCCGGUGUUUGUUACAGCUUUAUAAUGUUUCUGUUGAGCUUCGGAUGCAUGGCCACAAGUCCCCAAUACAGCUUUUAGCGGAGCGCCUUAUUUAGUUUUCCCACUAAAGUGCAUCCUGUUCAAGAGCAGGUCUCUUAGCUUUGAUGUCACAUCCAUCCUGUAACAAGUCUGAGAACCAAAUUAAGUCUGUGUAAUUCUCCUACAUAAUCAUAAACCAGGAUCCAUUUGGUGGUAGUGGACAGCCUGAAAAAUAAACCAAAAUCCAGUGUUGAGUAUGACAUUAUCACUUACAAUUGCACAUAUUAUAGAAACAAAUAUGACUUGUGCAGUUUGUGUUCUAAAUGAUAGAAUGGUUUUCUGUAUUGAAAAAAGCACUCAAAAGCAAUGUAACGUUUUGUCAUACCUAUACAAGUUUUCUGUACCAGUAGACAAUGCAAUUUUUUUCUUCUUGAUGUAUUAUGUUUGAUAUUUGUAUGUUUAUGUUUAAAAUUCCUUAUGACAUUAAUCAAAGCUUUAGCACAUGAUUGACAUUUUUACAACUUACACUUGGCAUAUAAACUUAAUUAAAUCCAGAUAUUUUUUUGCUUUGCAUCUCUUGAAUGUUUGUCACAGACUGCGUAGUAUUAUAUGAAAUGUCCAAACACAAGCUGACAUGAUGGAAAGUAGAGAGACAGUGUAUAUCAUUUUUGUAGGAAUGCUUUGAUAUGAUAACUGUGCAAUCUACACCUUAUGAUAUGCUCUGUACUGAUCACAUACUGUACAGACCUGUUUAUUAAAAGAGAGCCUGGUAGAUUACACAAUGGUGCUGGCUCUAAUCAACCUGUAUUUAAACUGAAUCCCUUGCAAGUUCGCUUUGAUUUUAUUUUCUUUGAUCUUAGUCAGUGAUCCGUUAUUUGUCAGGUGGCAAACAUGUUUUAUUCACAAAUAUAUACACGAUGUACUGUCAUCAGGUUGAAAGUUCUUUGUUUUUAUUUUAAUUUUACAAUGUAUUGAAAGAGUAAUCCAUAAUUUCUACCAUUGGCAUGUUGUCAAUGGUACUACCACUAUAAACAACUUCAAAAAUAAUAUGUACCCAUAACAUUCAUUGAUGAUUAUGCCUGUAUUUUGUACAGUUCAGUUCAUACUGUUUAAAACAUGUUGAUGCUCAUUGAACCCACCCAUGGGUUUGAAUAUACUUUCCUUAAAUGAGUUCACAUUUACUAUAUAGUGUGCUGUUUAUUAACACUAUUAACUCUUUUUUGACUAGACUAUAUAGUAAAUGUGAACUAAUUUAAGCAAAGUGACAUCAGUUCUGGGGGGUAUGCACAUCAACGGGUUAAGCAAUUAUGGAUAGCAUGUACAUUGUUUUGGGAAAAACAAGAUCAUCCAGAAUCAUUCAGGUUUUACUUGAUAUAAGCAUAUUGAUAUGUCUACCAAGAUCGAUGACAUUGUACUACACUGCUCUUUAUUAUAUUUGUAUUUGGUUGGUGGGGAUGUAAUCUUUUCCUCCAGACAAAUUAAGUGUGUAAACAUAUGCCGUUGCAAGGCUUAAACAGUGUAAACCUUGUCCAUGAUCACUGAUAUCCAUUUAACUCAGUGGAUUCAAGAUUUAGUAAACAAAACUAAAUGUUUGUACUAUAUUGACUGUACAGGAUGUUGAAGCCUUGUCAGAAUGAACUAUGUGAUUGUAUUUGUGUGUACAUAUAUAAAUAUCUGCUCUGUUAUGCACUAUGCCAUCUCUACCUUGGAUGUUUUAAAACUAAGGUGUUUAAAAAAUCUAAUUGUUGCAAUAAACUGGAAUUUUAGUUUUGCGGAAUAGAUUCCAAAUUGUUCUAUUUAUCUUUUACGAGGUUUGUAUUCAAGUCUAGAAGACCAGUUAGGUCUACUUCACAAUAAAGUGAUGACUAGCUGAAUGA
This is a messenger RNA of Xyrauchen texanus (razorback sucker), 8600 nucleotides long. Its product is annotated as disabled homolog 2-like. Gene Ontology annotation, cellular component: plasma membrane. Gene Ontology annotation, biological process: receptor-mediated endocytosis; negative regulation of canonical Wnt signaling pathway; positive regulation of endocytosis. The transcript has 14 exons. The record is from RefSeq and is a predicted model, not a curated record. Lineage: Eukaryota; Metazoa; Chordata; Actinopteri; Cypriniformes; Catostomidae. The coding region runs from base 4575 to 6623 and encodes 682 amino acids.